Molecule: messenger RNA, 11231 nt
Organism: Nycticebus coucang (slow loris)
Lineage: Eukaryota; Metazoa; Chordata; Mammalia; Primates; Lorisidae
Gene: SPTBN5
Product: spectrin beta, non-erythrocytic 5
Exons: 65
Coding region: 25-11160 (3711 amino acids)
Biological process (GO): actin cytoskeleton organization
Cellular component (GO): cell junction; cortical actin cytoskeleton; cell projection
Molecular function (GO): actin filament binding
Source: RefSeq, a predicted model, not a curated record
CCCAGACAUCACCAAGGCUCCACCAUGGACUGUGAGUACGAGAUGGGCCACGUGCGCAAGCUGCAGGCCCAGCACAUGCAGAUGCAGGAAAAGACUUUCACCAACUGGAUCAACAACAUCUUCCAGCACGGCCAGGUGGGCAUCAGGAUCCAGAACCUUUAUGCAGAGCUGGCUGAUGGCGCCCACCUACUGCGGCUGCUGGAGCUCAUCUCAGGGGAGGCGCUGUCGCCCCCCAGCCAGGGCCGCCUGCGUGUCCACUUUCUGGAGAACAGCAGCCGAGCACUGGCCUUCCUCAGGUCCAAGGUGCCAAUACCCCUCAUCGGGCCAGAGAACAUCGUGGAUGGAGACCAGACGCACAUCCUGGGGCUCAUCUGGGUCAUUAUUCUGCGUUUCCAGAUUUCCCACAUCUCCUUGGACAGGGAGGAGUUUGGGGCCAGUGCAGCCCUGCUAUCGGCCAAGGAAGCUCUGCUGGUCUGGUGCCAGCGGAAGACAGCCCGCUAUAGCAACGUGAACAUCGUCAACUUCUCCCACAGCUGGAGCAAUGGGCUAGGCUUUAAUGCCCUCAUCCACGCCCACAGGCCAGACCUGUUGGACUACAGCUCCCUGCGUCCAGACCGGCCACUGCACAACCUCGCCUUUGCUUUCCACAUGGCUGAGCAGGAGCUGGGCAUUGCCCAGCUGCUGGACCCUGAGGAUGUGGCAGCCCCACAGGCAGACGAGCGCUCCAUCAUGACCUAUGUGUCCCUCUACUACCACUGCUUCUCCCGCCUGCACCAGGGCCAGACUAUCCAGAGGAGACUCACUAAGAUCCUGCUUCAGCUCCAGGAGACAGAGGCACUGCAGACCCAACAUGAGCAGCUGGUGACUGACCUGCUACACUGGAUUGCAGAGAAGCAGGUGCAGCUGGAAGCACAGGCUCUCCCAGACUCACUGCCGGCAGCGCGCCAGCUACUGGCAGCCUUUGCCUCCUUCCGCACCCAGGAGAAGCCACCUCGGCUACAACAGCAAGGGGCCACAGAGGCUCUGCUCUUCCAGCUGCAGACAGCACUCCGAGCUCAGAACCGCAGGCCCUUCCUGCCUCGCGAGGGCCUAGGCACAGGGGAGCUGUCCCAGCGCUGGGCAGAGCUGGAGCGGGCAGAGGCCACAUGGAGCCAGGCCCUGCAGCAGAGGCUAUUACAGCUGGAGAGGCUGGAAACCCUGGCUCGGCGCUUCCAGUGCAAGGCAGCCCUCCGGGAGAGCUUCCUAAAGGACACAGAGCAGGUGCUGGAGCAGUCCAGAGCCCUGCCAGCCAGCCCAGCCAUGAUGGAGGUGGCCAUCCAGAGGCUGGGCAUGCUGGAGGCUGGCAUCCUGCCCCAGGAGGGGCGCUUCCAGGCCCUGGCUGAGAUGGCAGACAUCCUCCAGCAGGAACAGUACCACAGCUGGGCAGAGGUGGCCUGCAGGCAGGAAGAGAUCACCUUGCGCUGGCAGAGGCUCCUUCAGCGCCUACAGGGACAGAGGAAGCAGGUGGCAGGUAUGCAAGCUGUGCUGAGCCUACUGCAGGAGGUGGAGGCUGCCUCCGACCAGCUCAAGGAGCUACAGGUGCUGGCCAGCUCCACUUCUUGUGGGCAGCAGCUGGCGGAGACAGUGGAGCUAUUGCAGAGGCAUGAACUGCUAGAGGCUCAAGUCUCAGCCCAUGGGGCCCAUGUGAGCCAUCUUGUCCAGCAGACGGUAGAGCUGGACUUCUCCCUGGGCACCAGUGUGGAGGUGCUGCAAGCCAAGGCCAGGGUUCUGGCCCAGCUGCACCAGAGCCUGGUGACUCUUGUCCGAGCCCGGCGGGUCCUGCUGGAGCAUACGCUGCAGCGGGCGGAGUUCCUGCACAGCUGUGAGGAGGAGGAAGCCUGGCUGAAGGAGCGCACGCGGCAGGUGGAGAAUGCGGUCCCGGGCCAGGAUCUCACCCAGAUGGCAAAUGCCCUGCAGAAACACAAGGCCCUGGAAGCUGAGCUCCAUCGCCACCAAGCCGUGUGCGCGGAACUCGUGCGGAGGGGGCGCGACCUCCGCCCUCGCGGGUCCCGGACGCAGCCGGAUCUCCGCGAACGCGCCGAGGCGGUGCAGGGCGAAUGGCAGCUGCUCCGGGCCCGGGCGGCGGGGCGGGGCGCGCAGCUGCAGACAGCCCUGCUGGUCCGGCAGUACUUGGCCGACGCUGCAGAAGCGACAUUGUGGCUGCAAGAGCAGCGGUACUCGAUGGAAAGCUCUUCCUGCGGGGAAGACCUGGCAGCAGCCGAGGCGCGGCGGCUGCGUCACGUGCGGCUGGAGCGCGCGGUGCGGGCCUUCGCCACCGAACUGCGGCGAUUGGACGAGCAGGCGCGGGUGGCCGCGGCCCGGGCGUCGCUCACGGUGAUGUCUCCCUUAAGCCCUCCAAGAGAAAGCCUCAGGAACCCAGGGUCCUGGAAUGAGGCUUCCUGGAAGAUGGCCCUCCCAGGGGAGCCUGACCCUGACCUUGACUCCAACACCAUACUCCAAACACAGGAGUGCUUGAGCCAGGACUACGAAGGCCUGCGGUCCCUGGCAGAGCUCCACAGGGCCCGACUGGAGGAGAAGGUGGCCUUGUUUGGCUUCUAUAGCUCCUGUGUGGAGCUACAGUCAUGGCUGGAGGAGCAGAUAGUGCUAUUCCAAACAUUACAGCCCCAGGCUGACAACCUAGAAGUCACGCAGUUCAAAUACAAGAACUUCCUCAGGGCCCUGGCCAUGGGAAAGGGCCACUGGGCUGAGGUCAGCAGCUCUGCUGAGCAACUGAAGCAGAGAUUUCCUGGAGACUCCACAAAAAUCCGACAGCAACAGGAAGAACUGCACAGGAGGUGGGGGCAGCUGAAGGCCCUAAAGAAGGAGAAGGCCGUGCAGCUGGCGCACAGCAUAGAAGCACGCAGUUGUCUGCAGGAGUGUGGGCCCACACGGGACCAGCUGCAGGGUAUGAUGCUCCAGCUGGACUCCCUGGAGUCAGGAAGCACGGAGGACACCCACCGCAGCCUGCAACUGGCCCAGCAGAAGAUCCUAGCACUGGAGAGGAGGGUCCACUACCUCCAAAGCAUGGCCGUAAAGGUCAAGGACUCAGGCCCCUCAGAGAGCCAGCCACUGCAGAAACAAGUGGAGACACUGCAGGGGCUGCUGGAGCAAGUACAGGGGCGAGCGGCCCAACAGGCCCGGGUCCAGGCUGAGGCUCGCGCCCAGCAACGCUUUCUACAAGAGAGCCAGCAGCUGCUGCUGUGGGCAAAGGGUGUCCAGGCUCAGCUGUACAGCAAGGAAGAGCUGGUGGAUGUGGCCUUGGCCCAGAGGCUGCUGGGGGCGCACCAAGACCUGCUGGAGGACAUCCAUCUGCAGCAGGAAAGAAUGCAUCAGCUGGAGGCUCAGAGCCAGCCCAUGGCAUCUAUGGACUCCUCAAACGCCCUAGAGGUGGCCAGUGCUCAGAGGCUCCUGGGCCAGCAAGGCCGGGAGCUGCAAGCCGCUUGGGAGCAGAGGCAGCAGUGGCUACAGGAGGGGCUGGAGCUGCUGAGGUUUGGCCGAGAAGUAGAUGCUUUCACUGCCACCUGUGCCAACCACGAGGUCUUCCUGUGCCUGGACAACCUCGGGGAGGAUGUGCAGAAGGCCCAGAGCCUGUUGCAGCAGCACCGGGAGUUUGGACAGCUCCUGGAUACCCUGGGCCCUCGAGCAGACAGUCUGUGGGCACAUGGCGAGAAGCUGCUUCAGAGCCAACACCCUGCUGCACACAAGAUCAGAGAACAGCUGCAGGGUGCCCAGGCGCAGUGGACCAGGCUGCAGGAGAAGAGUGGGCAGAGGGGGCAGCAGCUGCUGGAGUCCCUCCAGCUCCAGGAAUGGAAACGGGAUGUGGCAGAGCUGAUGCUGUGGCUGGAGGGGAAGGGGCUGAUGGCAGUGGAUGAGCCCUCUCACAUGGCUGGCAGCACUCUGCAGAAACUCAGGCGGCACAGAGUAGCUGAGAGCGAGCUGAUGGCCAGCCGUGGACAUAUGGAGCGCCUGCAGCAGGCUGGCAGAGAGCUGCUAAGCAGGAGGCCCCGUGGCUGGGAGGACAUACAGCCCCAGCUUUGGGGCCUGAGCAGCAAGUGGAAAGAGCUGACCUGCAGGAUGGCAGAGUGUGGAGACAAGCUCCAGCAGGCCGGACAGCAUGAGCAGCUCCUGAGGCAGCUGCAGGAUGCAAAGGAGAAGAUGGAGCAGCUCGAGGGCGCCCUGCAGAGCACAGACACAGGGCAGGACCUGCGCUCGAGCCAGAGGCUGCAGACACAGCACCGCCAACUGGAAAGCAGGAGCCAGGCACUGGCUGCCCAGCUGGCUACCCUCGUCUCCCAGGCCCGAGGUGUGGUCACUUCCCAGGCCAUCCUGGAGGAAACCCAGAAGUACCUCCGGAGGUCCGAGUCCCUGCAGGAACAUCUGGCCACCUGGUGCCUGCAGCUGCAAGCCUCGGUUGAGCUGUACCAGUUCUGCCACCUCAGCACCAUGGAGCUUAAAUGGGUGACUGAGCACAUGCCCUGUGGCCCCACUCACUAUGUCAAGUUCUUGGGUGACACCAAGAGCCUCCACAACAAGCACAAGGGGCUCCAGGCCGAGGUGAGAGCUCACCAGGGCCAGGUACGGCGGGUGGUGGGUUCUGGCCGAAGCCUGGCAGCCUCCGGGCACCCCCAAGCCCAGCACAUCAUGGAACAAUGCUGCAAGCUGGAGGGCCGCUGGGCAGAGCUGGAGCAGGCGUGUGAGGCACAGGCCCGGUGCCUGCAGCAGGCUGCCACCUGCCAGCAGUACUUUCUGGAUGUCUCAGAGCUGGAGGGUUGGAUGGAGGAGAAGUGGCAGCUCGUCAGCAGUCAGGACUAUGGCAGAGAUGAGGCAUCCACCUUCAAGCUCAUUAAGAAGCACCAGGCCCUGCAGCAGGAACUAGGUCUCUAUCAGAGCUCCGUGGAGGAGCUUGACCAGAGGGCCCAAACCCUCGCUGGCCCUGAAGCCCCAGAGCAGCUGGGUGUGGCGCAGCAGAGGAUCCAGGAGAGGCUGCGGGCACUGCAGGAGCUGGCAGCCAAACGGGACCAGGAGCUGAAGGGGACCCUGAAGCUGCAUGAAUUCAUGAGGGAGGCUGAGGACCUGCAGAGGUGGCUGGCCAGCCAAAAGCAAGCAGUCAAAGGAGCAGAGAGUCUUGGGGAUGACCACGGGCACAUCCUGCAACUCUACACCAAGUUUGUGAAGUUUCAGCACCAGGUGGAGAUGGGCAGCCACCGGGUGGCAACCUGCAGACAGCUGGCAGAGAUCCUGCAGGAAUGUGGGCACAGUGCUGCCCUCAAGGCCCAUCAGAGGCAACAGGAUCUGCAGGCUGCCUGGUUGGAGUUGUGGGAGCUGACCCAGGCCCGAGGCCGCCUGCUCCAAGAUGCUGAGACAACUCUCAGAGUUCACAGAGAUCUGUUGGAAGUCCUCACCCAGGUCCAGGAGAAAGCCACAAGCCUCCCCAAUGAUGUGGCCCAGGACCUACGUGGGGUGGAGGCCCAGCUGAGGAGACAUGAGGUGCUGGAGCAUGACCUGGCAGUCACUGAGCAUCAGCUGCAGGAGCUGCUGGAGACUGCAGACAAGGUGCAGAAGCUGCAUGGGGGGCCUCAGGCCCAGGCCGUGCAGCAGAGGCAGCAAGCUGUGAUGCAGGCCUGGGCGGCCCUGCAGCGGCGCAUGAAGCAGCACAGGGCCCAGCUGGAGCGCUCGCGCCUCCUGGCCCACUUCCGCGCCGCGGUGCAGGACUAUGCCUCCUGGACAACCCAUGUGCAACAGCAGCUGCAGGUGGAGAGCUCCCAGGAGCCCCAGCGGGCAGAGCUGGAGGCCCAGGACAAGCUGCAGCAGCGGGCUGCCCAGCUGGGCCAGCAGGCACUUCUGGCUGCAGGAACACCUGCCAAGGAAAUCCAGGAAGGGCUGCAGGCCCUGCAGGAGCAGCGGGCCCAGGUGUUCCAGGCCUGGGAGCAGAAGCAAGAGAGGCUGCGGACCAAGCAGCAGGAGGAGCGCUUCCUCAGAGAGUGCGGCCACCUGCAUGAGAUCCUCACAGCACAGGAGGUGUCCCUGAAAACCAGUGGCCUGGGGAGUUCAGUGGAGGAGGUAGAGCAGUUGAUCCACAAGCAUGAGGUCUUCCAGAAAGUGCUGACUGCCCAGGAGAAGAAGGAGGUGAUUCUCCGUGAGCAGCUGAAGUCACUGCAGGGGCCCAGGCUGCAGAACUCACUUCACACCGUGCUGGAGCACCGGGCUCGAGUGAAGGACCUGGCAGAGAGGCGGGGCCAUGCCUUGCAUACCUCCCUGCUGGUAGCCAGCUUCACCAGGGCCGCCACGCAGGCUGAGGAAUGGAUCCAGGAGUGGGUCCAGCAGCUGAAUGAGCCAAUUCCUUCUGGGGACCUGAGAGAGAAGUUGAAGCACCUGCUGAGACACCAGGCCUUUGAGGCCGAGGUCCAGGCCCAUGAGGAGGUCAUAAUCUCUGUUGCCAAGAAGGGCGAGGCGCUCCUGGCACAGAGCCACCCUCAGGUAGGAGAGGUCACCCAGAGGCUGCAGAAGCUGCAGAAGCACUGGGAGAAGUUGAGGCAGGCAGUGGCCCUCCGGGGCCAGAACCUUGAGGACAAGCGGAACUUCUUGGAGUUUCUGCAAAGAGUGGAUCUCGCAGAGGCCUGGAUCCAGGAGAAGGAGGUGGUGCUGCGUGUUGGUGACACGGGCCAGGACCUUGAGCACUGCCUGCAGCUCUUCAGGAAGCUCCUCAAGCUCCAAGGAGCCUCGGCAAGGGACAUGGCGUAUGAUGCCUACAUCAGGAGCAUCAAUGACCUGUCACUGCAGCUCAAGAACCAGGACCCUGAGGAAGUCAAGACUAUCUUCCAGCGGCAAAGCCAGCUCAACAGCAGGCCAGUCCCAGACUGGGGAGAGCUGUGGGGCCAGGGUUACGGGGAGGGCCACCUCAAACACCAUGUUACACGCCACCCCUUGGCCAGGUGGGUGAGUUUCCAUGGCAACCUGCUCCGGUACCAGCAGCAGCUGGAAGAGGCUCUGGAGAUACAUACGUUGUCCCGAGAGCUAGACGGGGUCACAGAGCAGAUCAGGGAGAAGGGUGCCUUGACCCAGGCCCUGGACUGUGGGGAGGACCUAGAGAGCGUGCAGAGGCUGUUGCGGAGGCAUGAGUUGCUGGAGCAGGAGCUGGGCCCCACCAAGGCCCAGGUGGAGUCCCUGGAGCGUGAGGUAGGCCACCUCUGCCAGAGGAGCCCCGGGGCAGCCCACAGCCUCAGUCACAAGCAACAGGAGAUGAUGGACAGCUGGUGGCAGCUCCAGAGCAGGAUGCAGAAGUGGAGGGAGUCGCUGGAUGCCUCGUACCAAGCUCAGAAACUCCAGGCAACACUGCAGGAAUUGCGGCUCUGGGCCCACAGGCUGCAGGCUGAGCUGGAUGCACGCGGCACUCCCUGCAGCCCUGCGGAAGCACAGCACAUGUUAGAGGAGCACCAGGAGCACAAGGCCGAGCUGGACUCCUGGACAGACAGUGUCAGCCUGGCCCAAAGCACUGGGCAGCGCCUGCUGGCAGCUGGCGGCCUGCCCACACCUGACAUUCGCCAGGCCCUGGCUGGUCUAGAACAGGAGCAGAACAGCCUGCAGGGGGCCUGGCAGGAGCAUCAGCGGCAGCUGCAGCAGGCCCUGGAGCUACAGCUGUUUCUGAACUCUGUGGAGGAGAUGGAACGUUGGCUAUGCAGCAAGGAAGCCUCCCUGGCCAGCAAGGGUCUGGGGGACCCCUCGGCCAAUGUGGAGACCCUCCUUUGGAAGCACAAGAUGCUUGAGCGGGACCUGGAGGCACAGAUGGAACAGAUAAGCAUGCUGGAGGCCAAAGCCCACAGUUUGCACCAGGGUGGGCACCCUGAGGCCCAGCAUGCCAUGGGCAGGUUCCAGGCCAUGCUCCUCAGGAAAGAGGCGCUCCUGGGGCAGGCCAGCACCCAUCACCGCCAGCUAGAGGAGCUGCAGCAGCUGCAGAAUUUCCUGCGGGAUGCCACUGAGGUGGCCACGUGGCUGAGGGAGAAGAACCGGGUGGCCUUGGAAGAGGGUUGGCAGGACCCAGCCAAGCUGCAGGUGCAGUUGUGGAAGCAGCAGAGUUUCCAGGUGGAGCUGGAUGCGAGCGUGCACCAGCAACAGGAGCUUCAGAUGGAGGGGCAGAGGCUGCUACAGUGGGGCCACCCGGCUUCAGAGACCAUCCAGGAGUGGCUGCAGGAGCUGAGAGAGAUCUGGGGUGAGCUGCAGGCCAAUUGCCAGAGGAAGGCAGCCAAGCUUCAGGAGGCCUGCAAGGCACUGCAUCUGCAGCGGGGCUUAGAGGAAAUAGAGAGCUGGCUGGAGCCUGUGGAGGUCGAGCUGAGAGUCCCUGUCAGAGGCCAGGCUCUCACUGAGGUGGACGAGCUCCUGGAAGCGCAGGGGGAGCUGGAAGCAGCAGUGGACAGGCAGGCCAGGCAGGCACAGGCCUUGGUACAGGAAGGCCACUGCCUCACCCAAGACUCAGAUGAGCAGGCCCGGCAGCUGCAGCAGAGGUUCGUGAGCUUGCAGGAGCUGCUGCAGGAGCGUAGGACAGCCCUGGAGGCCCAGAGCCUCCUGUUGCAGUUCUUCAGGGAUGCAGAUGAGGAGAUGACCUGGGUGCAGGAGAAGCUGCCCCUGGCCACUUCCCAAGACUGUGGCCAGAGCCUGAGUGCUGUCCAGCAGCUGCAGAAGAAGCACCAGAACUUGGAGAGUGAGAUGAGCAGCCACGAGGCUCUGAUCCAGGCGGUGGUGGGCACAGGGCACAAGUUGGUGCGGGCUGGACACUUUGCCACCCGAGAAGUGGCUGCUCGGGUGCAGCAGCUGGAGAAAGCCAUGGAGCACCUGCAGGUGGCGGCAGCAUGGAGGAGGCUGCAGCUGCAACAGGCUCAGGAGGCCCAGCAGUGUCUCCUGGAGCUCCUAGAGGCAAGAUCCUGGCUGGCUGAACGGGGCUCUGUCCUGGACAGUGAGGACAUGGGCCACACUGCUGAGGCUACACGGGCCCUUCUGCGGCGGCUGGAGGCUACCAAGAGAGACCUGGAGGGGUUCAAGCUGCGGAUCGAGCAGCUGCAACAGACGGCAACACUCCUAGAGAGCAAGCAGAACCCAGAAAGCCCGGAGGUGCUAGCCCAGCUGCAGGCGGUGAGAGAGGCCCACAGGGAGCUCCUGCAGGGUGCGAAAGACAGGGGGCGAGGCCUGCAGGAGCAGCUGCAGCUUCACCAGCUGCAGCGGGAGAGCCUGCUCCUGGACGCCUGGCUGACCACCAGCGUAGCCACCGCAGAGUCCCAAGACUACGGGCAGGACCUGGAGGGUGUCAAGGUGCUGGAAGAAAAGUUUGAUGCUUUCAGAAAGGAAGCCCAGAGCCUCGGGCAGGCCAAAGUGCAGGCCCUGAGGGAGCUGGCGGGCACCCUGGAACGGGAAGCACCCAGGUGCUGUCCCCAUAUUCAAGCCCAAAGGAGCCACAUUGAGGCCACCUGGGAGAGGCUAGGCAAGGCAAUAAAGGCCCGUGCAGAGAAUCUGGCCGCAGCCCACCAGAUCCACAGCUUUCAGCAGGCGGUGGCAGAGCUCCAGGGCUGGGUGCAGGAGAAAAUGGCCCUAAUGGAGGGGGAUGACCGAGGCCAUAGCCUGUCAUCUGUACAGAACCUGCAGCAACAACACAGGCGUCUAGAGAGGGAACUGGUAGUUAUGGCAAAAGAAGUGGCACAGGUGCAGAUGGAGGCCUGCCGCCUGGGCCAGCAACAGCCUAUGGCUCAGGGGGGCCUGGCAGAGCAGCUGGCCAAGGUGGAGGGGGCCUGGGCCAUCCUGGAGGUGAAGGCCCAGGAGCGGGGCCAGCAGCUGGCACAGGCCAUGCAGGGCCAUGCCUUCCUUGGGCGCUGUCGGGAGUUGCUAGCAUGGGCUCAGGAGAAGCAGGUGCUGGCAUCUUCUGAGGAGGUGGCAGGGGCUGGGCAGCUUCUGGGGCAGCAUGAAGAGCUGGGGCGAGCAAUCACGGAGCACUGCCUUCAAGCCCAAGACGUGCUACGGGAAGGGCAUCAGCUGGUGGACAGCGGCCACUUCAUGUCCCAAGAGGUGACAGAGUGUCUACAGGAGCUGGAAGGGCAGCUACAGGAGUUAGAGAAGGCCUGGGCUCUGUGCCAGCAACACCGCCAGGAGAGUCAGAGCCUGCAGACGCUGUGGCGGGGGCUGGCGCAGGCUGAGGCCUGGUUGGCCUCCCAAGAAACCAUCGUCCUGGAGCCCAGCUGCGGGACCUCAGUGAUGGAUGUGGAGUUGCUGCUCUGCAGACACCAGGACUUAGAGAAGCUGCUGGCUGCCCAGGAAGAGAAGUUUGCCCAACUACAGAAGACAGAGGGUGCAAAGGGUGUCCCCAUGAUGGAGGAAUCUUUGGAGCUUAAGCAGCAGCUCCUGUCAGUGGGAAGGCAGUUAACUCUAGCCUGCUUCACUGCCUUGUCCCCACAGCCCCACUUGAGCUCCUGGGACAGCUAUCAUGGCAUCUUGAGGGGCGGCUCCCUGAGCUUGUGCUUAGAUGAGAGGAUGGCAGCAGAGGUACCAGGCAGUGUGGGAGUGUGGGAGUGUACAGAUGCAGACUUCAGGGGGGCUGGAGACAAGGCAAAGGGGCAUGGGACAGAAAGGCCCCUAGUGAGGAAAGAGACUGCCUCCGGCAGACUUGGCCUCCCGGCAUGGCUGAGGGAGGAGGCAGGGUUCUCUAAAGAGGACGUGGAGAGUUUGACCCAUGGCUGUCUGGGUGCCAGGCUGAGCAGCAGGGCAGAGAUCCCAUCUGAAGAGCAGGCUGAAAGCUGGCAGCGAGCCGUGAGCAGCGUGGCAGCCCAGAAUCUGAGCCCAGAAUUCAAAGCCAGUCCUGUUGACUUUCCCCCUGAGGGUGCUGCUGAGAAGGUGCAAAGCACGGCUGCCCUGCUCAGGGAUCAGUCCACACGCCCUACACUGGGGGAGACCCUGAAAAUGAUGGGCCCUGCAGAUGGAGCUGCACAAGGCUCCCAGCGCCUUUCCUGUUCUGGCCAGCCCUGUGGUAAGGGGCAUCCAGGUUUCCUCUGCACACUGCUGGAAGGCUUGCCUGGAUUUGUCUGCCCAGGCCCAUGCCUCAAUUCUCAGCCUCCUGUCUCCUCUUCCCUCUCCGAGACCAAUUGAUGCGUUUGCAAGGCAGCCAGACCCGUACUCCACCCCUGUGCAUACACUUCUCUGUCUCCUCUUGCUUUCCC